CCGGGACACUGGUAUAAAGGACACGGGGACCCCGCGAUAAGCAUUUAGCCUUCGGGACCGACAAGUUUAGGCAGAGGUCCCGAUAUUCCCGCUCCUGCCGCUGCUGAGACGCUCGGGUUUGAAGCAUGAAUUUCUACCUGUGUUUAGUUUCCCUAUGUUUGGGAAUAGUAGCUGCUGUUCCAAAACUUGACCGGACUUUAGAUGCUCAGUGGUACCAAUGGAAGGCAAAACAUAGAAGAACUUAUGAAGCGAAUGAAGAUGAUUGGAGGAGAGCAACAUGGGAGAAGAAUUUGAGAAGGAUUGAAAUGCACAAUCUGGAGUACAGUGCUGGCAAACACAGUUUCCAGAUGGAAAUGAACAAGUUUGGUGAUAUGACCAAUGAAGAAUUCAGACAAGUGAUGAAUGGCUUUUCAACAAACAGAGUUCAAAGGAGGACUAAAGGAAAACUGUUUCGUGAACCUCUCUUGGUACAGAUCCCUAAAUCUGUAGACUGGAGAGACAAAGGCUAUGUAACUCCUGUUAAGAAUCAGGGUUCAUGUGGUUCUUGUUGGGCAUUUAGUGCAACUGGUUCCCUUGAAGGCCAAUGGUUCCGUAAAACAGGAAAACUUGUUUCACUUAGUGAACAGAAUUUGGUUGACUGCUCUUCAGAGCAAGGCAACUCAGGCUGUAAUGGUGGCUUGAUGGAUAAUGCCUUUGAAUAUGUGAAGAAAAAUGGAGGAAUUGAUACGGAAGAAUCCUAUCCCUAUGUUGGAAAGGAUGGUACCUGUCAGUAUAAUGCACAGUGUUCUGGUGCUAAUGUCACUGGAUAUGUGGACAUCCCAACUGGGCUGGAACGGGCUCUCGCAAAGGCCGUGGCAACUAUGGGUCCAAUCUCUGUUGCUAUUGAUGCAGGACAUUCAUCCUUCCAGUUCUAUCGAGAAGGUGUCUAUUAUGAACCAGACUGCAGUAGUGAACAACUAGAUCAUGGUGUGUUGGUUGUGGGCUAUGGUGUUGAGGGAAAAAAUGGCAAGAAAUACUGGAUUGUCAAGAACAGCUGGGGUGAGGAGUGGGGAAACAAAGGAUACGUUUUAAUGACCAGGGACCACAACAACCACUGUGGAAUAGCAACAGCAGCCAGCUAUCCUGAGGUGUAAAGUGAUUGAAGGAGGAUUGCUUCACAGAGAGAUGUGAUCUGACCUGUAUUGUUGAGUAUAAAAUACUUGAACCACCCAGGAUCCAAGAUGUAAUUUGAAUUUUUUUUUUGGUGAUAUUUUUACAUUUGUGAAAUGUAAACACUACUUUGUUAUAAAUAGCUUGUAAUAUUGCUUAAUUCAAAGACUUAUAAAUUUUCAUUUUAAAAUUGUAUGUAUAAAGCUUUACCUUUUUAAAUAAACCUCAAUUCGUUAUAUAUGAA
Messenger RNA from Antechinus flavipes (yellow-footed antechinus), 1393 nucleotides. RefSeq names its product procathepsin L-like. The record is from RefSeq and is a predicted model, not a curated record. The transcript has 8 exons. Gene Ontology annotation, biological process: immune response. Gene Ontology annotation, molecular function: cysteine-type endopeptidase activity. The coding region runs from base 126 to 1133 and encodes 335 amino acids. Gene Ontology annotation, cellular component: lysosome. Lineage: Eukaryota; Metazoa; Chordata; Mammalia; Dasyuromorphia; Dasyuridae.